AUGGGCAUCACUGAGUGGAAGGUCAACGGCUCCCCCAUCGACACCCGGAGGGAGGUGAUGCUCAAAAGAGGAAUGGGCAUCACUGAGUGGACGGGCAACGGCUCCCCCAUCGACACCCUGAGGGAGGUGAUGCUCAAAAGAGGAGUGAGCGCCACCUCUGACCGGGGAGUGAAGAAAGAAUCCGGCCGCGGAGCCAAGAGCCCCCAAAAGAAUCCGGCCGCGGAGCCAAGAGCCCCCAGUAUCCACGCCCGCUCCCACCUGAGGCAGAUGGGCAUCACUGAGUGGAAGGUCAACGGCUCCCCCAUCGACACCCUGAGGGAGGGGAUGCUCAAAAGAGGAGUGAGCGCCACCUCUGACCGGGGAAUGGGCAUCACGGAGUGGCCGGUCAACGGCUCCCCCAUCGACACCCGGAGGGAGGUGAUGCUCAAAAGAGGAGUGAGCGGCACCUCUGACCUGGGAGUGAAGAAAGAAUCCGGCCGCGGAGCCAAGAGCCCCCAAAAGAAUCCGGCCGCGGAGCCAAGAGCCCCCAGUAUCCACGCCCGCUCCCACCUGAGGCAGAUGGGCAUCACGGAGUGGCCGGUCAACGGCUCCCCCAUCGACACCCGGAGGGAGGUGAUGCUCAAAAGAGGAGUGAGCGGCACCUCUGACCUGGGAGUGAAGAAAGAAUCCGGCCGCGGAGCCAAGAGCCCCCAAAAGAAUCCGGCCGCGGAGCCAAGAGCCCCCAGUAUCCACGCCCGCUCCCACCUGAGGCAGAUGGGCAUCACUGAGUGGACGGGCAACGGCUCCCCCAUCGACACCCUGAGGGAGGGGGUGCUCAAAGGAGAAAUGGGCAUCACCGAGUGGACUAUAAACGGCUCCCCCAUCGACACCCGGAGGGAGGUGAUGCUCAAAAGAGGAGUGAGCGCCACCUCUGACCUGCGAGUGAAGAAAGAAUCCGGCCGCGGAGCCAAGAGCCCCCAAAAGAAUCCGGCCGCGGAGCCAAGAGCCCCCAGUAUCCACGCCCGCUCCCACCUGAGGCAGAUGGGCAUCACUGAGUGGAAGGUCAACGGCUCCCCCAUCGACACCCUGAGGGAGGUGAUGCUCAAAAGAGGAGUGAGCGCCACCUCUGACCUGGGAGUGAAGAAAGAAUCCGGCCGCGGAGCCAAGAGCCCCCAGUGGGAGAACACGAGGAGCGCCGUCAGCUCGGAGGGGCUGCUGGUCCCCGGCUACCUGUCGUCCAAAUACCGUAAAUCUCCUCUGAGUUUGCUGCAGUCGGGGUCCAGGCUCCACAAACAGAGUCUGGGCUCCGUGGGUCCGUCGUCUCCGCCUGCGGGGAAGCUCUUCAGGAUGACUCCCCUGGGGAGGAGGCUCCUGACGGAGGAGAGCCGGUCUGUGGAGACGUCCAGGUCUCCUCCGCAUCAGCUGAAGACCUUCUCACCUCUGCCCCGGGAUUUGUCCUUCAAGAAGAAAGUUUCUCCAGAGAAGCACGGCCAUCAGGACCCCAGCUGUGAGUUGUGCGGCUUCUUCUUCGAGAACCGUAAAGCUCUGGCCAGCCACGCCCGCGCUCACCUCAGACAGUUCGGUGUGACCGAGUGGUGCGUGAACGGAUCGCCCAUCGAGACCCUGAGCGCCUGGAUCCGCAGCAGACCGCAGAAGGUUCUAGAGAUGCACCGGAGCUACAUGCAGGGCAGCCGCUCGGCCCUGAAGAAGAAGACCUCCUCGUCCUCCUCGUCCUCCUCACAGUGGUCUUCCUCCUUGGCCGUAAGCCUGGUCCAACCCCCCGGCCGCGACCCGAGCCACGGUUCUUCCAGGACCGCAGACGGAGCCGAAACUGGUACCGACCCACGAGUCGGCGGGGUCAGUCCCAGCCCCUCACGUCUGACUGGUGGGCUCCCCCUGCAGGCUCAGGUGGCAAGGAGCGAGCUGAACGUCCGCCUCCCCCGAGGGUUUGAACGACGGCCCCUGAAACAUCCGUCCUGUCCAGAUGGAGUGGAGCGGGACAGUUGUCCCCCCAAACCUCCCCGCACAGGCACCGUCCCCGCCCUGGUGCCCAAACCUCCCUCCUACCCACUGGUUAAACUGGUGGGAAAGUUCUACACCCUGAAGUGCCGGUUCUGUGACGUGGAGUUCCACGGCCCGAUGUCGGUGCAGGAGGACUGGAUCCGACACAUCCAGCAGCACAUCCUCCAGAUGAACUACAGCAGACACGCUGAACCCUCGGCCCCCGCUGACCCCCCGACCUCGGGCCAGGCCUCGGCGUUGGCCUCCACCUCUACCUCUAGUACAACACCUGCCCUCACCUCCACCCUGACCCCCGACCCUACGCCUCCUGCUGAGUGUACUCGCAUCACCACUGCCACGGAGAUCACCCAGGUGUUGGAGGAGCAGCCGACACGAACAGCCAAUCCCGUUCCUGUCCCUGUCCCUGUCCCUGUCCCUGUCCCUGUCCCUGUCCCCGCACCGGUGGUUUAAGCUCGGACUCUUCGCCUUCAUCUCACGCCUUCUUUUUUCUCUAGCCUUUAAAUUCACGUCCACCCUGGAACUGUUGAGUCCCCCCCCCCCGAACAUUCAAUGGCCAAUUUUUGGGGUCAAUCAUUCCUCAGACCCCUGGUCACAAGCCCCGCCCCCUCACUGGCAGACUGACAUGUGACAUUGUGGUAAUCUUGCUGUUGAGAUUUUAAAUUUUUUAAAGGCACUUUGACCUUUGACACUCCCUCAGCACUUGUUAAAACAGCCCAUUUAAAUGGGAUAAAUCUGAUUGGUUAACGGAGCCUGGAGGGCGGGCACACCAAACUGGGAAGUUUAACUUCAAGUUUUGUAAAACCCCAAAAAUAAAAAGACAUUUUUGCUUGAAUGUAGCCUAAAGCACCUGAAGAACCGUAUCUGCACAUUCAAACACAAUCAGAAGAUGGCGCCAUGUUACUAUUGAAGUUGUUGUCAGACGUACAGUGGUGUGUUUUUGUCUUUGGUCAGAAAAUGGUUCAAAUCCUGAGCUGCUUUUGUUCAGUUGUUCUCAAACUUCUUACACGAUGAACUACCUGAAAGUACUUGAUUCCUAAAGUACUACCAGUAUGACAAAUACUGAAGUACAGCAGCACACCUGACCUACCCAAUCCAUGAUGGCACUCUAAUUCCCCUGUGUACCAGUAGAGGGAGCCCAAGUACUUCUGAAAGUAUGCAUACUACUUGUAUAGUUUAAGAAUCACUGCUGAAGUUCAACCAAUCACAGAGAAGGUGGUUCAACAUAGGGAUCGUGCUAAUGGAAGGCCAAUAAUUAUGUUGAAAAUUCAGCCCUAAAUAUUUACGGAACCUCUGUCAUGAUUUAAUCUGUUUUUGUUUUCUUAACACGACCUCCGCCUGACCUCUGACCUCUGACCUUCAGUUGACUUAUCUUUGAACCUUUUCUGUACUUCGUUGCGUCUCCGUUUGUUAAUUCAGUUCAUGAGUUUAAAUCACAGAGUCUGAUUGGUGGAUAUUGUUCGACUGAAGACAAAGUCAGACUAAACACUUGAACGCAUCACUGUUGUCGUCCAAGACACGGGGCCAACCUUCAUGUUCUGGGUUCUGUUCUGGUCCACUCUGACCCCGUGGGUAUUUAUUUCUGCUCAGACGAUGUGGCGACGUCGAGUCGUUUUAUGGAGACGAUGUUUUUGUUUGGGUGUUUGGAGACGUCGGUGUGAGUGUGUGACGUUGUUGUGUGUUUGUACAGACGACACUUGUCUUCAGAACAUUUGUUUCCUUUUGUUUGGAAGAAACAAGUUAAAAUACAGGAAGAUUUAAAAAAAAAAAAAAAAAAAAAACCAGUGUGAAGGAGAGGCGUCCGUCUGUCCGGGGUCUGAUCGGGACCUGAAUGCAUCAUCAUCAUCCUGUGAGGAUGGGCCAAAGAGUCUGUUUACGUCCUUGUCCUGCCUCUGUAACAGCUGUUUACAUUGGACCUGAUGGUGGAGGACUCUGUUUCCCAGGGCUCCACCUUAAACCAUGGACUGAGACCCCCUGCCCCCCCCCCCCAGGAGCAGCCUGACUGGACUGGUGUCGUUGUCAUAGGGACAGACUGUUCUGUUCUGUGAGACGGAGGUUCAAGCCUCGGUUCAAACACAGAAACGCGGCCUGACGGGGGCGUCACCCUCCACCUGAGGCCCCCUGGAGGUUGACACGUGACUGUCAGUCUAAGCCUCUGUAUGGAGCAUAGAUACACAGUACUAUAUAACUACAUGUAUUUAAGAAGCCGUCGUUGCUCGUCGCCGGUAGUUAAAGUCAAAAUGAUCUGAGAUCGCCCUCUGCUGGGCUUCGAUCUCAAACUUUCAUUUCUGUGUUUUUUAUUCUUGAUCUGUGCUUUUCUGUAUUUGCAGUCCAGCGAGGUGAACGUUAGGAGUGUUUUUUUUCUUAUUUUAGUUUGUCAGUCAUCUCCCCCCCCCCCCCCCCCCCAGCUGAACCCUUGGUGCUGGGAUAUGAGCAGAACGCUGACUGAAUGUGAGAUAAACACAGUGUGAAACUGUCACGUCCUGGUUUGUCAGGACGCUAAUAAGCUGGCCUUAACGGGAACUUGAACGCACCACGGAAACAAUCACCUUCUGUGUUGAAGCUGAACGACGUCUUUGUCUCAGAGUCCUGCAGGUGCAUUAGAGUUCUCUGAGAAGAAGACGAGCUGACCAAGCCUUAGCUGGUGCAACUGGCUGCUGUGGUGUGUGUGUAAGAAGAGGAGGAAGAGGAGGAGGAGGAGGAGGAGCUGUACUGUAAACAAAGGGUUCAAUUCUAAAGUGAAUCAAGUCCAGAAAAAACGACAAUAAAUGUGAUUUCAGUUUCAUCA
Messenger RNA from Cynoglossus semilaevis (tongue sole), 4786 nucleotides. RefSeq names its product WIZ zinc finger b (gene wizb). Gene Ontology annotation, cellular component: nucleus. The coding region runs from base 1 to 2451 and encodes 816 amino acids. The transcript has 12 exons. Gene Ontology annotation, biological process: regulation of transcription by RNA polymerase II. The record is from RefSeq and is a predicted model, not a curated record. NCBI's taxonomy places the organism in Eukaryota, Metazoa, Chordata, Actinopteri, Pleuronectiformes, Cynoglossidae. Gene Ontology annotation, molecular function: RNA polymerase II cis-regulatory region sequence-specific DNA binding; DNA-binding transcription factor activity, RNA polymerase II-specific.